Molecule: messenger RNA, 1922 nt
Organism: Apodemus sylvaticus (European woodmouse)
Lineage: Eukaryota; Metazoa; Chordata; Mammalia; Rodentia; Muridae
Gene: Sp9
Product: Sp9 transcription factor
Exons: 1
Coding region: 27-1433 (468 amino acids)
Biological process (GO): regulation of transcription by RNA polymerase II
Molecular function (GO): RNA polymerase II cis-regulatory region sequence-specific DNA binding; DNA-binding transcription factor activity, RNA polymerase II-specific
Source: RefSeq, a predicted model, not a curated record
CACGCUUCGGAACAACCCCGUUGGCCAUGCUGGCGGCGACCUGCAACAAGAUCGGCAACACGAGCCCCCUGACCACACUGCCCGAGUCCAGCGCCUUCGCCAAAGGCGGCUUCCACCCCUGGAAGCGCUCCUCGUCCAGCUGCAACCUCGGCUCCAGCCUCUCGGGCUUCGCUGUGGCCACGGGCGGCCGCGGCUCGGGCAGCCUGGCGGGUGGCUCGGGAGCCGCCAACAGCGCCUUCUGCCUGGCCUCCACGUCCCCGACGUCGUCCGCCUUCAGCAGCGACUACGGCGGCCUUUUCUCCAACUCGGCGGCGGCGGCUGCCGCGGCGGCCGGCGUGUCCCCGCAGGAGGCGGGCGGCCAGUCGGCCUUCAUCUCCAAGGUGCACACGACGGCGGCCGACGGCCUGUACCCGCGCGUGGGCAUGGCGCACCCGUACGAGUCGUGGUACAAGUCCGGCUUCCACUCGACGCUGGCGGCGGGCGAGGUGACCAACGGCGCGGCGUCGUCGUGGUGGGACGUGCACAGCAGCCCCGGGUCCUGGCUGGAGGUGCAGAACCCCGCCGGGGGGCUGCAGAGCUCGCUGCACUCGGGCGCCCCCCAGGCCUCGCUGCACUCUCAGCUGGGCACCUACAACCCCGACUUCAGCUCGCUCACGCACUCGGCCUUCAGCUCCACCGGCCUCGGCUCGUCGGCCGCCGCCGCGUCGCAUCUGCUCUCCACCAGCCAGCACCUGCUGGCCCAGGACGGCUUCAAGCCGGUGCUGCCCUCUUACUCGGACUCCAGCGCCGCGGUGGCCGCAGCGGCAGCCAGCGCUAUGAUCUCGGGCGCCGCAGCAGCCGCCGCCGGGGGCAGCUCCGCUCGCUCCGCCCGUCGCUACUCCGGCCGUGCCACCUGCGACUGUCCCAACUGCCAGGAGGCCGAGCGGCUAGGUCCAGCCGGGGCGAGCCUACGACGCAAGGGGCUGCACAGCUGUCACAUCCCGGGCUGCGGCAAGGUGUACGGCAAGACGUCGCACCUGAAGGCGCACCUGCGCUGGCACACGGGCGAGCGGCCCUUCGUGUGCAACUGGCUCUUCUGCGGCAAGCGCUUCACGCGCUCGGACGAGCUGCAGCGGCACCUGCGGACUCACACGGGCGAGAAGCGCUUCGCCUGCCCGGUGUGCAACAAGCGUUUCAUGCGCAGCGACCACCUGAGCAAACACAUUAAGACGCACAACGGGGGCGGCGGGGGCAAAAAGGGCAGCGACAGUGACACGGACGCCAGCAACCUGGAGACGCCCCGCUCCGAGUCCCCGGACCUCAUCCUGCACGAUUCCGGCGUCAGUGCAGCCCGAGCGGCUGCGGCGGCAGCGGCGGCGGCGGCUGCAGCGGCGGCAGCAGCAGCGGCUUCGGCGGGAGGCAAGGAAGCUGCGACCGGUCCCAACGACUCCUAGAGGUUGGCGGAGAGGCGAGAGCGAGCAAGUAGAGACACCCAGAGCGAGCGAGAGGUUCGGAGGGCGAGCGAGUGGGCGCACGGGAGGGCAGGGGCUCCAGUGAGGCCCCCCAGAGCCCAGGCUGGGCGCGAGGUGAAGCAGCGCUGAACCCCGGGCGGUGGCUUGCUGGCGGCGCCGGAGUUGCCCUCCACCCAUUGCUCCCAGUGAGAUUCGAUCUCAAGGUCCAGAAACAAAAGCGAGUCAUCCUCCGACAUAAACACAGGUUCAAAACUGCACACACACACACACACACACACACACACACACACACCGGAGACCCACAACCGCAAGAAAGCACACUCCCGCGCGCUCACUCACAGGCACCCACUCGAACAAACUUCUCCAGAGAAGAGCAAUACACAGAAAUGUCCCCUCCCCCAACUGCCCACUGCCCACUCCUCCCACCAUCCUUCUCUGUCCUUUUCUCAAAAACAAAAACAAAAACAAAAA